This is a messenger RNA of Malania oleifera, 1621 nucleotides long. RefSeq lists its product as uncharacterized. Gene Ontology annotation, cellular component: nucleus. NCBI's taxonomy places the organism in Eukaryota, Viridiplantae, Streptophyta, Magnoliopsida, Santalales, Ximeniaceae. The record is from RefSeq and is a predicted model, not a curated record. Gene Ontology annotation, molecular function: polyubiquitin modification-dependent protein binding. The transcript is spliced from 3 exons. The coding region runs from base 214 to 1158 and encodes 314 amino acids.
AGCCCGUUAACGGGUUUUGCCAUCCCUAAACAAGAUCCUUAAUUAUCAUAAGUCGUUUAAGCCUCACAGUCGGACAUGUUCAGCAUGCCGGUUUACAUGAAAUUGCCCGGAUCCCAUCCUUAUUCGUUUUCCCGACCUUGACAUUGACUGCUCACUCUCAUACUGUACUCGACAUCCGCACUUCCUCUCUCCGUCGCUCGCUAGGGAACAGCCAUGGACGACCUCCCGUUGCAGAAAAUCGCAGUGUCGGGCCCAACCCUAGCCUCCAUGAUCCAACGCCUAUCCACCUCACCCGGCGACUUCGACGGCCUCCUCUUCGGCCGCGUAGCUCACGAACUCCCCUGCAAUCUUCCCGACGACGACCCUUCCUCCGCUCCUUCCGAUGACCCUUCCGCCCUCGUCGCCACAGUCACGGGCUUCUUCUGCUCCACUGCCACCACCUCCUUCUACGAUUCCGCGGGCCGCCUCCGCUCCCCCGUUCUUCGCCGCGUCCUCGCCGACCGUGCCCCCGGCCUCUCCCUUCUCGGUUGGUUUUCUGGUCGCCGUAGAACCCCUCUUCGUCCUUCAAUGAGGGAGUCCUUGGUCUCCCAUUCUCUUUCUUCGGCGUUCCAGUCGUCUUUUCCUCUCGGCAACUCUCUCGAUUCCUUCAAUUUCAGGCCUUGCGUGUUCAUUCUCCUCGCGACUCCCUUAUCCGAGCAGAUAAUCCACACGCACGAGUACCGCGCCUACCAGUAUAGUCUGUCUACGGAUUCUUUUGAUCCCAAAUCGAUAAAUAUUAUCAAUCUUGGCCCUGCUUUUCGUGGGCAUUAUGGGGCGUUCAACCCUUGUUCUCCGUUUCCAGCAUUGUCCUGUGAAUUGAGGAGUUCAAGCUCGGUAAUGGUGGAGGAUAAGGAUGAGGAGAGUGUGAGUCAUAUGAAGCAGAUGUCGAAGGACCAGCAGGAGCUGGAUAUGUGCGCAAAGGGAUUUCAGAUUGGGAAUUUGAGUCGAUUAAUGGGUUCGGAUGCUGCAAAUUAUAUGUCAGGAGUGGAGGACUUGUAUGAGAAGAUGCUUGUGAAGCUGGAGGGAUUGGCCCGGCUUGUUGAGCAGUCUUCAGCAAAAGUUCUUGAGCAGGAAAAUCAAAACAUGAGGUUAAGGUACAAAGUUGCUGCUUUGGACUAAUGGUUUAAUGCUUCCCCAAUGUUUUUGUAUGAUGUGAGCAGGCACACAUUCAAGUAUUCCAGUGAAUACGUGACAAACCCUAUAAUCACAAGGUGGCUAUCGAUGCAUCAUCAUUUGGCUGAGUUUCUUUGUUGGCUGUUGUGCUGCAGAUGGCUGGUUAUUUUGGAAUUGCCGUUGGUGCUUCUUGUGUUUGGUGGUUUUUAAGAUGAGACGUGUAUUAGCACAAGGGUGUAUAGUUGUGGGAACUGCUGUUUGUAACUUCAUGCAUUUGCAAUUUUUGGGGUGUUCUUUAAAAUAGGGAAUGCUUUAAUACCUUCUCUUCUAUUCUAUUCAAUUGUGUGCAUGUAUUUUUACCCCCCCAUGAAUGACUCUUUUCUGUUCGUUUUCUUUCCCCUGAUUCUGUAAUGAGUGCACCUUGGUUUUAUUUUCAUUUUUUGAAAAUUGAUUGUAUUUCGUUAGAAAA